GGCUCCACUAGUUACUUCGCAACCUGUGACUUGGGGUGACAAAGCUUAGAGAACUCAGUGGUGCAUUAUGGGAUGAGGAUGAGGACAACUUCAUGAUCUCGUUGGAAGAGGAGCACUUCAAGGGGCAUAUCAAGGUUCACCCUAAAGAUGCCGAGCUAUUGAACUGGCCAAUAGAUAACUACAAGCAGAUGCAGAUCAUAUUUGGCAAUGGACAGGCAACAAGCAAGUUUGCCAUGGGCUCCAGUGAACCUUUGGGCUUCCCUUUAGACUUUGUUGAGAGCUCACUUAAGCCUAACUCUGAUUACAUGAAAGUUGAUGAUGUGGCAAAGCUAUUUGGGGAGGCAGAGGCACCUAAGAAUGAGGAUGGUGCUGCUGCUGCUGGUAGUGGGUUUGGGGGAGGUAACAAGAGAGGGAGAUGCAUGCUUAGUGAGGAGGACAUUAUUGUUAUGACUGGCAUGACUGGUGCAGUGAAGGAGGUUGCAGCUGCUAUUGGUGAGACCAAGGUUGAGGAUUCCCACCCUAAGUUGUAUGAUGUUGUCAUGUUCAUGCCUGGGUUUAGUGAGGAAGCAUUGCUGGCUGCCUAUUCUCACAUGUUGGACAACAAGGCUCAUCUGCAUUGCAUUUGUGAAGAUGACUGAUUCUCACCAUGUAUUGUGGCUGAGGACUUACUUGGCCAAGCAUUACUACAUGUAGAGGGUGAAGGCCUAUUGCUGGUUGAUCCAUCUUUUGUACAGUGAGCUUCUGGUGGCUUAUUUUGUGCAGUGAGCUCCUAGUAGCUUUUGUGCAGUGACCCUGCUGAUCUGAAGCUGGCUCUUUGGUGCAAUGAGCCUUGUUGUGCAGUGAGGAUGAUUCACCGGUGGUGCCUUUUGUGUAUAACAUCUCCU
Messenger RNA from Panicum hallii, 884 nucleotides. RefSeq lists its product as uncharacterized. The transcript has 2 exons. Bases 93 to 638 code for a protein of 181 amino acids. NCBI's taxonomy places the organism in Eukaryota, Viridiplantae, Streptophyta, Magnoliopsida, Poales, Poaceae. The record is from RefSeq and is a predicted model, not a curated record.